AUGGAUCUCUUAUCCCGCGGAAACGACGUUCUGAGUGUCAACCCUGUCGUGGGGGUCGAUGAGGCCCUAGCUGUACAUGGUUCCGACUGGCUCUGGGCAGUAACAGCAAUUUUCUCGAUCUCUUUGAUUGGCUGUCUCAUUUUGUCAUUUGCUGCAAAAGAAAGCGAGCGAGUUUUCCACUACUUAUUUACUUUUGUACUUUUGGUUGGCGCCGUUACGUAUUUCGCCCAAGCUUCGGAUCUAGGUUGGAGUUCUGUAAAGCAGAUUGAUGAUCUAGGCAACGGAACUAUCAGGCAGAUGUUUUGGGUCAAAUAUGUGAACUGGCUGAUUGCCUUCCCUUCGCUCGCCCUUGGACUGGGUUUGAUUUCGGGUGUAUCAUGGACCACUAUGAUCUGCAAUAUCGCUCUCUCAUUAUUCUGGGUUGUGAGUUACCUCGCAGGAGCGUACGUCGCUAGCUCUUACAAGUGGGGGUUCUUUGCCUUUGGAACUUUCGCCUGGCUCAUCCUCGCUAUGAGCACCAUCAACGAGAGCCGGGAAGCUGCGCAGCUUCUUGGAGUUGAUAAGGACUAUAUCGUUCUAUCAGGCUGGACCAACCUUCUAUGGAUCAUCUACCCUAUCGCCUGGGGACUAACCGAUGGCGGAAACAAAAUUGGGAUAACAGGAACAUCGGUCCUCUUCGGUGUACUGGACGUUCUCUUGAUCCCAGUAUUGAGCUUUGCCGUGUUGAUCUUGGCUCAAAAAUGGGACUAUCGUAGAUUGAGCAUAGCUUUCAGCGACAGUCGUCCAAGCCGAGAGACUGAAAAUGCUUCGGUGUUGAAGGCAGAUUCUCCUCAUCCGAUUGAAUAG
This is a messenger RNA of Penicillium angulare, 846 nucleotides long. RefSeq names its product opsin family protein. The transcript has 2 exons. Gene Ontology annotation, cellular component: endoplasmic reticulum; plasma membrane. Lineage: Eukaryota; Fungi; Ascomycota; Eurotiomycetes; Eurotiales; Aspergillaceae. The record is from RefSeq and is a predicted model, not a curated record. The coding region runs from base 1 to 846 and encodes 281 amino acids.